This is a messenger RNA of Cynara cardunculus var. scolymus (artichoke), 1397 nucleotides long. Its product is annotated as protein phosphatase 2C 57. The record is from RefSeq and is a predicted model, not a curated record. Gene Ontology annotation, biological process: protein dephosphorylation. NCBI's taxonomy places the organism in Eukaryota, Viridiplantae, Streptophyta, Magnoliopsida, Asterales, Asteraceae. Gene Ontology annotation, molecular function: protein serine/threonine phosphatase activity; cation binding. The transcript is spliced from 11 exons. Bases 102 to 1301 code for a protein of 399 amino acids.
GUUAGCGGUCCGCAUUCGCCCUCCUCUGCUGUCUUAUCUUCGGAGCUUCACCUCUCUUCCACAAUUCUACCUCGUCUUCCAACCUCCAUCUUCUGUCAUCAAUGGCUUUAUGGAGCCCACGCAUGCAGAGAUUUCUACUCAACAACAACGUCAGUAACUUCAAUUUGAAGAAGACUAGUAAUAAUAAUAGCAAUAUAAUUUUGAAAAACUGGAGUAGACAAGGCAGCCUCAGGUGUUGUUCGGCGAUUGCAAUCGACGCGCCUUCUUCUCUCUCCGACGGCCUUGCCUCUGGGAUCAGAUGGGGUUCCGCCAAAUUACAGGGUGCCCGCGAGGAGAUGGAGGACGAUGCUGUUAUAGUCGCGUCAUCGUCUAAUAACGAGCUUGACGGUUUCCAUUUUGCUGCUGUUUUCGAUGGCCAUGCGGGAUUCUCUUCUGUCAAGUUCCUCAGGGAGGAGCUAUACAAGGAGUGUGUCAAGGCUCUACAAGGGGGGAUAUUGCUGAGUAAAAAAGACUUGACAGAAAUUGAAAAGGCAUUGAAAGAGGCUUUCAUGAAUGCUGAUGCCAAACUUCUGAAUUGGCUUGAGAUGAGCGGGAAGGACGACGAAUCUGGUGCAACAGCUACCACUAUGUUUGUAGGAAAUGACAUGCUAUUCAUCUCCCAUGUUGGUGACUCGUGUGCGGUACUUUCAAAAUCUGGAAAACCAGAAGUGCUGACCAAUUCUCACAGACCCUAUGGAAGACACAAGGUUUCUCUUCAAGAAAUUAAGCGAGUCAGAGAAGCAGGUGGAUGGAUUGUAGAUGGAAGAAUUUGUGGAGAUAUCUCUAUAUCCCGUGCCUUUGGGGACAUGCGAUUUAAGACAAAGAAGAACGAGAUGCUGGAAAAAGGAGUUGAGGAAGGUAGAUGGACUCAAAAAUUUAUAUCCCGCAUACGGUUUGUGGGAGACUUGGUUAUUGCUACUCCUGAUAUUUAUCAUGUGACAAUGGGGACUGAUGCAGAGUUUGUACUGUUAGCAACUGAUGGCUUAUGGGAUUACAUAAACAGUUCGGAUGCUGUCAACUUUGUCAGGAACCAACUUAGGGAACAUGGAGAUGUGCAGGUUGCAUCUGAAGCUCUAGCUCAAAUGGCAUUGGACCAAUAUUCUCAGGAUAAUGUAACCAUUGUCAUUGCUGAUUUGGGGCGGACGGAUUGGCAAAAUAUAGCUAUACAGAAACAAAACUUUGUGUACGAACUCAUCCAAGCUUUUGCUACCAUCGGUAUCGUCUCAUUUGGGAUAUGGAUGUCAUCUACCGCUUCCUUUUGAAACUUGAAACCAUUGCAAUCAAUCUCUGUAUAUAAUCAACAUAUUGUUUACCUUCUAUUCAUAUUACGUUAAUGGUAAGGUGCUGUUUUAAGAGCA